AUGCUGCGUCCUCAUAAAAUUCGUCGAUUUCCAAUUCAUUCCUUGAAUACAACCAGACCCAUUUUCACAAACGUUCAUUUCGGAAGAAAGCGUAAGGCAUUAAGUCUUGGUUUAAGUAUAGCAGGUCUUGGUCUUGUUGGUUUGGUUGGGUAUGCUUGGAAUCAAGAUCGACACGAAAAAAAGCCAACAAAGACCGGCGUGAGCGUGGAAGGCCCAUGGCACUUUUAUGUAUUGAGUACUUUGCCUUUAAGAACAUUAUCUAGGUGGUGGGGCUACGUGAAUCGAGUGGAAAUUCCUCUGUACUUAAGGAAUCCCGGAUUCCGUCUAUACUCAUGGUUGUUCAACUGCGAUUUGAAAGAAGCUGAAAUACAAGAUUUAAAACAAUAUCGAAAUCUUGCUGAAUUUUUUACACGAAAGCUAAAACCCGGUUGUCGCCCUAUUGAUUCUGGGGCCAUCCUUGUUAGCCCGGCAGAUGGGAAAGUGCUGAAUUACGGAGUCAUCGAGGGAGGUCAUCUGGAGCAAGUCAAGGGAUUAACUUACUCUCUAGAGGCAUUGUUGGGAAAAGAGCAUUUGGCCCGUUUACAAAAAGCCCAUGCUAUUCCUUCGCCAGACCACAUUCCACAUAUAAGCCAAGAGGAAUUCGCUCUUGUAAAUGGUAUAGAGUAUAGUUUACAAGAUUUAAUGGGGCAUGAUAAGGAGCAUUCUCAUAACUCUAUUAAAGAUGCUAGUGCUAACCAAGUCGAUUUGCUGAACUCUACGAAAGUCGCCAUGCGCUCUACAUUUGAUUUCUUGCGCUCUCGGGACCAAAACCUUUUGUAUUACGCCGUCAUUUACUUGGCACCUGGUGAUUAUCAUCGAUUCCAUUCACCCACAGACUGGGUCGUAGAACGAAGACGACACUUUUCUGGGGAAUUAUUUAGUGUUUCGCCCUAUAUGGUAAGUAAGUUGGGAAAUCUUUUCGUUUUGAAUGAAAGAGUCGCUAUGCUUGGGCGCUACAAAUAUGGAUUCAUGAGCAUGAUUCCAGUGGGCGCCACGAAUGUCGGAAGUAUCCGCAUCAACUUUGAUAAAGAACUCUGUACAAAUCAAUUUGGAAAACUGGGUCCUACCGGUACAUACGACGAGGCAGUAUAUACGAAAUCUUCUGCAAUUCUACAUGGACAUCCAUUACUGAGGGGCGAGGAAAUCGGAAAUUUUGAACUAGGAAGUACCGUUGUCCUUGUUUUUGAGGCGCCAGCAAACUUUCAGUUUGACAUCCAACGAGGUCAGGCUGUAAAAGUAGGCCAAUCACUUGGCAACUUAAAACCAGAGCCAUGA
Messenger RNA from Schizosaccharomyces osmophilus, 1314 nucleotides. It is a transcript of the gene psd1, whose product is annotated as phosphatidylserine decarboxylase Psd1. Gene Ontology annotation, cellular component: mitochondrion. Bases 1 to 1314 code for a protein of 437 amino acids. The record is from RefSeq and is a predicted model, not a curated record. Gene Ontology annotation, biological process: phosphatidylethanolamine biosynthetic process. Gene Ontology annotation, molecular function: phosphatidylserine decarboxylase activity. Lineage: Eukaryota; Fungi; Ascomycota; Schizosaccharomycetes; Schizosaccharomycetales; Schizosaccharomycetaceae. The transcript has a single exon.